AGGAGCUAGAGAACAGAGCAGGGUUGUGGCUCUGAGGCGAGCACGGGAGGAGAGAAGACAACAGAGAUAAGAAAGAACGCCCUGAUGAAGAAGCCUUCUAAGAUUAAUCCCUGCAUUUAGAAGAGAACUAUGCUAUACCCAGGUAGCUUCCUCUCUGAGAAGCAGUUCCAGUGCGCCAUCUGCUUAGAUGUCUUUGACAAUCCGGUCUCCACUCCAUGUGGCCAUAGUUAUUGCAUGAACUGCAUCGGGCAUUAUUGGAAUGGAGUCAAACUCUAUCAGUGCCCAUUGUGCAAGAAAUGCUUUAAGAAGAAACCUGAGCUCCACAUCAACCGCACUCUUCGAGAGAUCACAGAGCAGUUCAAGAAGAUGAAGGAAGAAGCUGGUUCAUGUGGUGGGUUUGGAAGAGGAGAAUUACAAGGAAGAGGGAUGGAGAAAAGGGCUCUAAAACAAGGCCACCUGCCUGGAGAUCUCUUUAUUGAAAUGAAGCACAGGUUUCUCAAACCUUCUCCUCCUUCUGAAACUCAGAACUUUCAGUCACUGGGCCUACAGCCAAUGUUAAUGGAAAUAAAUGAAUCUGAUAGCUUGCAGCCCCAGGAACUUAUGAGAAGAGUGUCUCUCAGGAGAUACACUCUGAGUGGAGCUGCAGACAGCAGGAAAGUGCCACAGUGUGCAAAACACCACCAUAAACUAGAUCUUUUCUGCAAAUCUGAUGGGGAAUGUAUCUGCUCUGAGUGCGGAGAUUUAGAUCACCAAUCACAUAACAUCAUCCCUGCAGAAAAGGAGUGGCUAACAAGCAAGAUUGAGAUUAACAUCGCAGAAGCAAAAAUACAGGAAAUGAUUGGACAAAGGCAGAGGAAAAUAGAGGAGAUUAAAUUAUCUCUGGAAGGAAUAAAAAUGUCUGCAGAAAGAGAGACACGGGAAAGCAUACGUGUGUUUGGGGAACUUCUGAGCUCUGUUGAGCGCGGCCAGGCCGAGCUGAUAGAGGCAGUAGAAUUGGGACGGUGCUCAGCAGAACACAAGGCUGAAGGAAUAAUCAGAGAGCUGGAGCUGGAGCUCACAGAGCUGUGGAAGAGAAGUGCAGAGCUGAGCAAACUGGCCCAGAUUGAUGACUGCAUCAGUGGACUGAAGAGCUACACUUCUCAUCUCAACACUCUCACGCCAGUCAGAGAGUGGGCUGAAGUCUCAGUAACCUUUGACCUUGGGACAAAGACAGUCUACACUUCACUAUGUGAACUCCUAGGGCACUUCCAGGAGGAGAUUCAGAAACUACCAGAAACCUGCCUAUCAGCAUUAACUCAUCUUUCACCACUGAAAGCCCAGCCACAGAUGAAGAAAAUGCAGGAGUAUGCAGUGGAUGUAACCUUGGAUCCCAACACGGCCCAUCCUCGGCUCAUCCUGUCAGAAGACGGAAAGCAAGUGAAGUGUGGUAACAGGCACCAACUCGUUCCCAACAACCCCGAGCGUUUUGAUUGUAUGGUGUGUGUGCUGGGCCAGGAGGCCUUUACAGAUGGUCGGCACUACUGGGAAGUGGAGGUGGGAGGCAAGACAGACUGGGAUUUGGGGGUGGCCCGCCACACUGUAAACAGGAAGGGAAAAGUAACUGUCAACCCUAGCAAUGGAUACCGGUGCCUCAGCCUACGAAAUAAGACCAACUAUGCCUUUGGAAUAGACCUUUCCCUCAACCUUCCCCUUAACCCCAAACCCAGAAAGAUUGGUGUGUUUUUGGACUAUGAGAAAGGGCAGGUUUCCUUCUAUAAUGUUGAUGCUCAGCUGCAUAUCUACACAUACACAGAUAUGUUCUGUGAGGCCAUCUACCCGUUCUUCAGCCCCUGCACUAACAAGUCGGGCAAGAAUGAUGCAGCACUUGUCAUUACACCUGUUUUGCUUCCUGUCUGACAGAUAUGGUGGCUGAAAACUGUUUUGACCAAGCACUGUAAAAGAAAGAAACGUAAUAAGGCAUUUGAGUUUAAAGAAAAACCUUGUACAGUUUUCUUCAAUAUAGUCUUUAACUCACCAGAAGGGUUUUUUAUGGUUUACAGUAUGUUCUAUCACUUGUCUUCUGUGCAAUAUAGUUCUAUCCUUAUAUUUAAAAAUAUAUUUAUUACAGUAAUAUUGUAAUGUCAUUUUCUCUACUAUGAAAGUAAUCGAUCUUCCUGUGAAGGUUUCAUU
This is a messenger RNA of Hemibagrus wyckioides, 2169 nucleotides long. RefSeq names its product E3 ubiquitin-protein ligase TRIM39. The record is from RefSeq and is a predicted model, not a curated record. The coding region runs from base 130 to 1896 and encodes 588 amino acids. The transcript is spliced from 8 exons. Gene Ontology annotation, molecular function: zinc ion binding; protein binding. Lineage: Eukaryota; Metazoa; Chordata; Actinopteri; Siluriformes; Bagridae.